GCUGAUGUAAAAGUACCCAGUACUCCGCAGGGCGUGACAACAUGCAGAACGCAAACUGGUAAUGGAAUAAUGUAGCCUAACUGAACCUUUUCCUCGGAAUGAGAGUCCUCGGUGUUCUUUGUGUCGUGCUGCGUGCCAUUUGCACGGCAAAUGCGGCCUCUCACUUUUUGAAGUACAUCUACACUGUUGUCAGUGGGGAUACUGACUCCCCAGAGUUCAUUAUCAUGGGUUUGGUGGAUGAUGAGCAGUUUGUGCACUAUGACAGCAACAUCAGGAGGAUGAUCCCCCAGACUGAGUGGAUGGAAAAAUCAGUGGACAAGCUGUACUGGGACAAACAGACUCAGAAAGCGCUCUAUGCACAUCAGAUCUUCAAAGACAAUAUUGGAAUUGCAAUGCAGCAUUUCAGGUCAACUCAGGAUGUGCACAUUCUCGAGUGGAUUGUUGGCUGUCAUUACAAUGAUGAGACCAGGGACACAGGAGGGAUUGAACGUUAUGGAUACGACGGGAAAUACUUCCUCACUGAUGAAAUGAAAACCUGGCAUUUCAUUCCACCUGCACAGCAGCUGUUUAUCAGUGCAGUGAAAUGGAAUCCAGCUGAGCUUGAGAAUGACAAGCAGUACCACACCCAGAUCUGCAUUGAGUUGCUGAACAAGUAUGUGAGCUACAGGAGCACUCUGGAGAGGACAGGUACAACUCUGCUGCUCAGACUGUUCAGGAAAAGCACAUUACGCAUAGAUCAAUUAGCAUCUCUAGCAAUCUCUAUGUAGAAAAAAGGGACGAGUUUGAAUGGGUUUCACAUGCCUCACACUGUCCCUAACCCUCUUACACCCUUGACACUAUCUCUCUCUCUCUUUCUGUUUUGCUGUCCCUGCAUCUCUUUCUCUCUCUCUCUCUCUCACACAUGCACACACACGCACACACACAAUUUUAAAUCAGUUAAAUAUGCUUUAUUGGCAUGAAAUGCCGUUACAGCCCAAGAAUGUCGAGUUACUGUAACCGGCUGUCAGCACAAAAGCCAAACACGUUUAAAACACCGCAACGUAUAUUUAUUAAAUGACACAAAAACAAACCCAAUACAAUACAAACCCACAUACAAACAGGUAGACACGGCAGAGCCAGCAGGUCUAGCCUAACGCUCACAGUACAGAACCGGACUGAGCUGUGUGAAUAGAAUAACUUCUGCCCUCACUUGCGUCAAGGAUGGGAUAAGAGAAAGAACAAAUUAAAGGGGAGAAAGGGUAAGUGAGUCUUCUGGUACGCUACCCUGACUAGCUACAACAACAAAAAAGUGCAAAAGAAAAGAAAACACUAACCACACAGUCUACCAGGUAGUCGGACAUAAUAUUUGGAUCGAGGUAGAAAAUGAAGAUCAGUCAUAACUAAGUUAAACAAAAGAACAAAACACAACGGUCGCAGCGUGCUUCCGUGUGGCGUGUCUACAGGAACAAUGAGAGAGAGAGAGAGAGCUCCUGCUGCCCCGAAUGGCCAUCUUUUAUAGGGGAGCUAAUAAUUUUGCACCCGGAAGCGACCAGUGCACAUGCCUGUGCGCGCACCGCGCAUUCUACCGCUGCAGCCUGCAGAGAAAAAGACUCCUACUGGAGAAAAGAAGAUAAAUUACUACAAAAUUCAAGUAAGCAAAAUAUAAUAACUAGGAGCACAUAACAAAUGCAUACAGUAAAUAUUGCUAUUGCAAUAUAUGUGAGUUUAUAUAUACACUCACCGGCCACUUCAUUAGGUGACAGGAGUGGCACCCGAGUUGGUCUUCUGCUGCUGUAGCCCAUCUGCUUCAAGGUUUAACGUGGUGUGCCUUCAGAGAUGCUCUUCUGCAUACCUCAGUUAUAACGAGUG
This is a messenger RNA of Anguilla rostrata (American eel), 1848 nucleotides long. Its product is annotated as class I histocompatibility antigen, F10 alpha chain-like. Gene Ontology annotation, biological process: immune response. Bases 99 to 767 code for a protein of 222 amino acids. The transcript has 3 exons. Gene Ontology annotation, cellular component: external side of plasma membrane. NCBI's taxonomy places the organism in Eukaryota, Metazoa, Chordata, Actinopteri, Anguilliformes, Anguillidae. The record is from RefSeq and is a predicted model, not a curated record.